Molecule: messenger RNA, 3627 nt
Organism: Colossoma macropomum (tambaqui)
Lineage: Eukaryota; Metazoa; Chordata; Actinopteri; Characiformes; Serrasalmidae
Gene: zfyve21
Product: zinc finger, FYVE domain containing 21
Exons: 8
Coding region: 83-817 (244 amino acids)
Molecular function (GO): metal ion binding
Source: RefSeq, a predicted model, not a curated record
UGAAGAGUGACUUCAGUAUGAGGAAAAAAUAAAAACACAAAACACUUCACAGCGAUAGACAGACAGAUAGUUUGAUGGAAAAAUGUCAGCGGUGCCUGAUGGCAAGAAGCUGGUCCGAAGCCCGAGCGGACUCCGCAUGGUACCGGAGAACGGAGCGUUCAACAGCCCUUUUUCGCUAGACGAGCCUCAGUGGGUUCCGGAUAAAGAGUGUCCCAGAUGUAUGCAGUGUGACACAAAAUUUGACUUCAUCACCAGAAAACACCACUGUCGGCGCUGUGGCCGGUGUUUCUGUGAUAAAUGUUGCAGUAAGAAGGUGGCUUUGCCCAGGAUGUGUUUUGUGGACCCAGUGAGGCAGUGCGGGGAAUGCAGCCUCAUCUCUCAGAAGGAAGUGGAGUUCUACGAUAAACAGCUCAAAGUGCUCACUGCUGGUGGCACGUUCCUGGUGACAGUAGGCUCCUCGGAGAAAUCGGAGACGAUGGCGUGCCGUCUGUCAAACAACCACAGAUAUCUGUUCCUGGAUGGAGAGAGCCAUUUUGAGGUGGAGUUGUCAAAAAUCUCCACUAUGCAAGUGCAGACAGAAGGAUCGACACCUGGAGAGAAAGAUAUUCAUACUUACACCACUCUGCUGGACAGUGAUUAUAUAUCAGAAGGUGGUCUGUCUCGUGCCACUGGCAUGCUGCUGCAGUACAAGCCCCCCGGCUCUCAGGACCCCCAGCAGCUUCGCAUGGAGGCCGCCGAUGACAAAAGGAUCGCCUCAGCCUGGCUAGCAGCCAUGCACAAGGCUGCCAAGUUGCUGUACGAGUCAAGGGACCAGUAAAAUAAACGAGAUGAAGGCCAAGUGCAAAAGAGAGAGAGAGAGAGAGAGAGAGAGUGAAAAGAUAGACAGCACGCAAACCUACGUGUGCAUUUUAUGUUAAAGUCUCACAUGUAUUCUGAGAUGCCUACAUGCUUUCUAUUGGAAUUCUCUGCUUUCUGCUGCCCUGUUUAGAUGGACUGGAUUGGACACAUAACCUGUCCAUCUCUCCAAAAGGGAGGACCAAGUUAAUCACUGAUCCUAGUGCAAUAUAUAUAUAUACAUGCACAUAUUCUACAGUUAAUAUGGUCAAGUGUAGUCCGGAUUUUUUCUAAAACAACAAAAAACCAAAAAAAAUCUGUCAGAUAUUCCUAUUUUAACACAAAAAUGCUGUGUAUCUACUUUUUACUGCCGAUAUAUUCACAAAAGUUUUGUAACUCUUUGUACGUUUUAUUUUUGCCCCUCACACUACAAUAAGCAGUUAAUGUGAAUAAGUUGUGUAAGUGAAAAGAAUCCUUCCUCUUUUUAAGUGAGCUGCAGUUGUGCUAUGACUGACUCAACCAAGUAUCCAUUUCUCUUUCCUCCAAAAUGCAACACUAAAGUUCAGUGCUUGGAGUUAGAGAUGGCACAUUAUCACUUUUUCUUUUCCCAUACCUUGGCUGAUACGUAUCCUAAGCUUUAAAAUGAGCUAUUUUUAAAUGAAGCACUUCAUUUAAAAGUAGGCUAUAAUUCUUAAACUACUCACAUACUUAAAGGGCCCAUAUCAUGCAAAAACAAAGCUUCCUCACUUUUUUUAAAAUAAGAGUUUGAUAUAAUCCAUAAACAUCGCUAAAGUUCAUUCCCCAGUCCAUACAUGGAAACCAAGCUGUUAAACAGCCUGUUUUGAAUUCGUCAUUUCUGUGAUGUCACAAAAACCAAUACAUUUACUUAGAUCUUCCUUUUAGCCUACAGCAGUUUAGCCUGCCCACUGAUGCUGAAGUUAUAAACAGUGUUUUAGCCUGGACUGCUUUUUAAAUGAGGGCAGCCAAUAAGAACAGACCUGAUUUACAUAUAAUCAGUCUUAAAGACAUAUUAACAAAAACAUCCUGUUUAGUUCUAAGGGAUAAACACAGGUUGGAAAUGGUCAUUCAACCCACUCAGUGCCCUUUAACUAGAAGAACAUGACAUCACCCAGUGAAGUGUUUCAGGCAAGAUUUGUUACAGGAUUGAAUCAUGUUUAUUCUUCUUUUCCCUCUGGUGGCUGAUCCAGAUUUUCAGCUGAUGUCAGCCUAAUACCAAUACCUGAUAUCGGAUCAGUGUCAUCUCUGCCUGUAAUAUACACAUUUCAAAAGUUUGGAAUCAAUGUUUUCAGUAGAACCGAUAAACCAAUUUCUUUGCACAUGAAUGACAUGAUACUACCAUGUUAGUCUUGUGCAAUUUCUCAGCUUUCCAGUAAUUAGAAGGACACUAAGAAGUGUCCAGAAUGAUGACUAAAGUUGUAGAUUAUUAUAAAAUGAUUGUGAAAGCAUUGAGGAAGUUGUAAUAAAGUUAAAAUUCAGAAUUCUUAUUUCAGAAGUGGAGAUCAAACCUCAAGACAAUUUAUUUGUGAUUGAAUAACUUCUCAUUCACAGAAUUCUGGAAAUAGUGGACAUCUAAACAUCUAAAGUACCAUUGAGUGUGUUUACAUGCACUUAAUAAUCCUAUAACUGCAGAAAAUCAGAUUUUGUCAGUAAUUGGAUCAAUGUGUUUAUAUGCACUUGAGUAAUCAGAUAAUGGGAAACUCCGGGUCCCUAUGAGUCAGGCAGUUGUCAGAUUUCUGCUUUACAACCAGCCAGUAGACUCACUGAAGAAUGCGUGACGUAAACAUAACGUAGCCUCAAACUUUGCGCCACUUUACCUGAAAAUAUGAACAUACAUCAUCUAGAAUAUGAAGAAUAUUUAAGUUCCUCAUUUCGUCAAGCAUGUAGUCGGUUUCAGUGUCGCUCCAUAAGCGUUUUGGUGCGUCUCGCGGCAACACUGCUUGCCUAUUUCCAGUCUGUUUUCGCACAUGCACAGACUGUGAAAUCCGAAAGAAACAGAGUAAGAGUUUACAUGCACUGAGAAAUCUGAUUACUGAGCCAGAAUCCAGCUCUGUUUAUCAGAUUUCUUAAUCGGAUUUCUAGAUCGGAGUAUGCUGUUUACAUGACCAUUUGAAUAAUCAGAUAACUGCAGAAAUCAGAUUUGUCAAGUAACUUAUUUAAGUUAUAUGUUGUGGUAUUUAGAAUAAAUGGUUAAUAUGACAAAUGAUUCCAAACUUUUGAACAGUGGUGUAUAUUCGCUAUAAUAGAUCCUCGUUCUCUAAUUCUGCAGUUUCUGCUGGACGCAGUGCUGGACUUGAGCAAUUUUUUCAGCACUUUUAUAGAGGUCAUAGUUAACCAAGUAACUGAGAAACACAUUCUGAAAACAUGAUUUUGGUUCAGUGGGCUAAAGUUACAGCAGACGUUUUAGCUGGCCAGGCCUUGUCGUUAUAGAAUAGUGUUCAGAACAUGACUUGUGCUGCAUUGUGAAAUUUCCACUCAAGGCUUCCUUGUGAGUCCACGGUCAGUAUUUCAGAGGAAACCAUCUCUGAGUCAAUUCCGUUUUCUUCCCUGAGAGAAACUGUCCUCCAGCAAUUUUUGUACCUGUUUACACAUGUAUGUAUGUGCAUGUUAUUAUUUUUUGACAGUAUCUUCUAAUGCUGAUUAAAUCAGUUCUUUGUAACCGGUAUAUUUGUCUUGAAUUUUUAUUAUUUUUUACUUUUUCUGAACGUUUUCAGGUUUCCCUCAACAAACCAACACUCGGUGCUUUAAAUUCAAAUAAAACAGAGUGUGAUGAUC